Molecule: messenger RNA, 940 nt
Organism: Diabrotica balteata
Lineage: Eukaryota; Metazoa; Arthropoda; Insecta; Coleoptera; Chrysomelidae
Source: the annotation of a GenBank genome assembly
CCACAAUAUCAGUCUAAAUACGAAAAAGAUAUUUACAGCAUAAAAAUUUCCUAAUCGGAAGCUUUAAUUUUCCGAUUAAUUAGAACCUCUUUUUUCGACACAUUCAUCAUUUCGGAGCGUAAAAUCCCGGCUUCACUAAAAAAGUGCGAAACAUCCUUGACGCCAUAAAACAUCUCAGGUAGAUAUAAAGGUAUAUAAAAAGAAUAAUUUGCCUAUUUACGAGAUAUUCAUCUUUUUAAGUUUAUCGUUAAAUUGCUACUCAACGAACAAUUACUGAAAAUCGUGUUUGUGUCUAUAAUUUGUUUACUUUGAAGAGCAUUUUAAGAUGAGGGGUGUGUCUGCAAUAGUGGCAUCUCUCUGUGUCAUCCUCUUGAUAAUCCAAACUAUAUCUGCAGCACCUGCGCCAGAUCCUCAUUGGGGAGGAGGACAUGGUUACGGAGGAACAAAAAUAAUCGUGAUUAAAAAAAUAGGAUAUGGCGGUGGUGGAUAUGGACAUCAUCGCGGUGGAUAUGGCGGAGGACACGGUGGUGGCUACGGAGGCGGGUACGGUGGCGGCUAUGGAGGAGGCGGUGGUUAUGGUGGGGGCGGCGGAUGGGGAGGAGGCGGUGGAUAUGGUGGCGGAUAUGGAGGUGGUGUUGGAUUUGGAUUCGGCGGAGGUGGGGGUUACGGAUAUGGAAAAUAAGUCAAAACCAGUGACGAUGGUUCAAUUGAAAGUGAUAAAAACUAUUGUUUAUACCGAAUUUUAAUAUGUGGACUUGAUAAAAUUGUAUAUUUCCUUUAUCUUUAUUGUAUAUUGUAAAAUGUUUUUGUAAUUAGAGUAUUUAUUUUUAUUUGUUUGAUAUUGUGGCUAAUACUCUAAGUAUAACAGAACCGAUGUGAUAAAUUAAAAAAAUUAUUUUUAAUUGUACUAAUAAAGAUUUUUGAGCUCUAGUCUUUCUAA